Molecule: messenger RNA, 477 nt
Organism: Triticum turgidum subsp. durum (durum wheat)
Lineage: Eukaryota; Viridiplantae; Streptophyta; Magnoliopsida; Poales; Poaceae
Source: the annotation of a GenBank genome assembly
AUGGCGCGCACCGGCGCCUCUGCUUCCCUCUUCGUGCUCGUCUGCUGCCUCCUCGUGGGUUCUGUCCCGGCGCGCCUACCCGUCGAGCUUCCGACGCAAGUAGUGCCCGACGCCGUUGACCGCGUGGCCGCCGCCGAGCCGCUUCUGGACAAGCAGUUGGCGGCUGCCGAGGCGGCCAACCCGACCAAAGUCCACUCCAUAACAGAGGAGGAGGAGAUGGUGGUUCACCCGGCCCGCCAGCUCCCCCAGAUCAUCCGGUGCGGCGGCGACGACGUGGCGAUCUCCGACGAGUCGCUGUCCUUCGGCGGCCAGGGCCACCAAGCGUUGAAGAGCGAGGUGCUGAAGGAGCACGGGCCGGAACAGGAGCGGCCCGGCGAGCACUCUUUCUCGGACACCGACAGCGACUCGGAUUCAGACGACGAGGACAAUGAGAAUGGGAUCAUGGCGUGGUUCUGGAGGCUGGCGCGUCGCUUCUGA